This is a messenger RNA of Lachnellula hyalina, 1755 nucleotides long. It is a transcript of the gene STK32C, whose product is annotated as Serine/threonine-protein kinase. The transcript is spliced from 7 exons. Gene Ontology annotation, molecular function: protein serine/threonine kinase activity; ATP binding. Gene Ontology annotation, biological process: peptidyl-serine phosphorylation; intracellular signal transduction. Lineage: Eukaryota; Fungi; Ascomycota; Leotiomycetes; Helotiales; Lachnaceae. The record is from RefSeq and is a predicted model, not a curated record. The coding region runs from base 1 to 1755 and encodes 584 amino acids.
AUGGGGAAUGGUCAAGGCAAGCCCGUGUGCUUUUCUGAUGAAGUGAACCUGAACCACUUUCGGCUGUUACGAGUUGUAGGAAAGGGCGCCUUUGGGAAGGUUCGAAUCGUUGAGCGGAAAGAUACUGGAUUGACAUUCGCACUGAAGUAUAUCCGCAAAGAUGAAGUUGUUAGAUCGGAAAGCGUGCGGAAUAUAUUGCGAGAGCGGCGGAUGUUGGAGUCCUUGAAUUACCAAUUCAUCUGCAAUAUGCGAUAUAGUUUUCAGGACAUCGAAUAUAUGUAUCUUGUAGUCGAUUUGAUGAGUGGCGGAGAUUUACGAUUCCACAUCUCGCGAAAGACGUUCACCGAGGACGCUGUUCGAUUUUGGAUUGCAGAGCUGGGUUGUGCUUUGCGAUAUAUCCAUGGACAGGGAAUAAUACACAGAGACAUCAAGCCGGAUAAUGUUCUACUGGAUUCCGAAGGGCAUAUACAUUUGGCAGACUUUAAUGUUGCAUCGGAUUAUGUAGGGAAGGCUCUUACUAGCAAGUCUGGCACUCUAGCAUACCUUGCACCUGAAGUCUACUCAGGUACCGGGUACGGACCCGGAGCGGAUUGGUGGUCACUAGGCGUUUUGUUUUAUGAGUGCAUUUACAAUAAGCGGCCAUUCGAGGGAAGCACGCAAAGUGCUUUGUCUGCAGCAAUUAAAAAAGCCAACCCCAAUUUCCCCGUUACCGCACCACCAGUCUCAAUGCCCUGUUUGCAUGCAAUUAGUUCUGCACUUGAGGAAGAUCCUAAAAAACGUAUGGGGUCGAUGAGUUUCGAGAGCUUCACCGAUAAUCCAUUCUUCAGAUGUUUAGAUUUUGAGGCUCUAGAGAAGAAGGAAGUCGAGCCUGUCUUCGUCCCAAAUGCGGAGAAGACGAAUUUCGAUGCCACCUACGACCUUGAGGAGCUUCUAUUAGAAGAAGCACCUUUAGAAGCUCGAGCCCGGAGACAGAAGCCAAGAGAGGAGCUCAAGGACAAUGCAACGGACAAGGAAAUCAGAGAGGAUGAAUUAUACAAGAUGAUAGAAGCUCAGUUCUUGCCAUUCGAUUACACGACUGCAGCGUACGAGAGAUAUGCUGGAGCAUUAGAUGCGAACUCUUCACCCGGCGACACUCCACAUACGCAGUCGCCACCAACUACGCAGCCGCCACCAGUGCCACAAAGCAAAUCUGAAGGAAGUCCCCUUGCCAGUACUACGUCCCAAGGAUCAGCUCCCAGAUCUAUAGAUGACCGACCAGCUUCAAGAAAAGGAAAGCUCACUAAAUCUCCAUCUAAAUCACAACCAGCUUCGCCGUCAGAUUCCCCACCUGGCCAAUCACACCUGCAACCCAACGGGCAACAACGACAAAACGUAAUGGCGUCUCAACCAACCUCACAUCCCCGACCGAACAACCACCGACACGCUUCUUCAAGAUCCGAAAUAGGCGUAGCCGCACCACUUUCACCCUACCAGGCCUCUUACAACCGACAACACCGCCCCUCAGGCACAAGAAAGGAGUCCCAAGGCGGCGGCGUACAAGUUGUCCUCGGUGAGGGUGGAAGCUGGUCCGAGCUAGCGAGAAAGGAUGCUACAUUACCUGCAGACGCCAACUUGAUCGAAGCAGCGCAGAAACCAACGGGCAUGCUCGGUUUCUUGAACAGAAAGCGAGGCAGAGGCCACAGUCCCAAGCCACAAGAGCGCGGGAUUCUAGGCAAGGAAGGCGCGAGGGUUGUCAUUAGCAAUGGUGUUUUAUAA